Molecule: messenger RNA, 1032 nt
Organism: Pezoporus occidentalis (night parrot)
Lineage: Eukaryota; Metazoa; Chordata; Aves; Psittaciformes; Psittacidae
Gene: DNTTIP1
Product: deoxynucleotidyltransferase terminal interacting protein 1
Exons: 13
Coding region: 26-991 (321 amino acids)
Cellular component (GO): nucleus
Molecular function (GO): nucleosome binding; DNA binding
Source: RefSeq, a predicted model, not a curated record
GGCCGGGGCCGGGGCCGGGGCCGCCAUGGGAGCCGCCCGCGAUGCGGAGCAGCAGCAGCCGGGGCCGGGCGAGGCGGGCGCGGACGGCGCCGAGGAGCUGCAGAGCCCCUGGAACAUCAUGAUCAAGCACCGGCAGGUGCAGCGGCGCGGCCGGCGCUCGCAGAUGACCACCAGCUUCACGGACCCGGCCGUGUCCAUGGACCUGCUGCGCGCCGUCCUGCAGCCCAGCAUCAACGAGGACAUCCGCGGGGUCUUCAACAAGUACAUGAAGUUCUUCCAGAAGGCAGCGAUCAACGUGCGCGAUAACGUCGGGGAGGAGGUGGACCCGGAGCAGCUCAUCCAAGAGACGUGUCGGAGCUGCCUGGAGCAGGCCAAACUGCUGUUCUCAGAUGGGAAAAAGGUGGUUCCCAGGCUGCCCCAUGAGCAGACAGUGCCAAAGCGAGCCCGACAGAUGGAUGAGGAGCUGAACCGCCGAGGGAGCCCCAUUCCCAAGAAGAGAAAGGGGCGGCCUCCAGGACAGAGCCUCUUGAACGAUCGCGGGGCCUCCGGCAUAGCUGCGUGGAAGCUCAAAGUCUCUGAGCCCGUGAGAAGGGAUGGACCAAAGUGGGAUCCAUCCCGACUGACUGAAACCACAACCUUUGUGCUGGGAUCUCGAGCAAACAAGGCUCUCGGGAUGGGAGGAACAAGAGGGCGACUCUACAUCAAGCAUCCCCACCUCUUUAAGUACGCAGCCGACCCGCAGGAUAAGCACUGGCUGGCAGAGCAGCAGCACAUGAGGGCCACGGGGGGCAAGAUGGCCUACCUCCUCCUCGAAGAGGACAUCCGGGAUUUGGCUGCCAGCGACGAUUACCGGGACUCGGUGGACCUGCGGCUGGAGGAGCUGAAGCCGUUCGUGCCGCCGGCCUGGAUGACCGAGAAGAUGCAGAAGCACAUGGAAACGCUGCGCCGCGGGGCGGACGCGCCGCCCCCCGAGAGCCCCCCGGAGCCCUGAGCCCCGCCCCUGGACCCCAAUAAAAGCCGCUUCGCACUCGC